GCUCUCCCGGGUCAUAUGCCGGGGGCGGGGCGGGCCCGCGCGCUGCUCCUCAGGGCUCGGCCGGUGGCCCCACCGGCUCUCGUCUCGUCGCGGGGUCGAGCGGUACCGGCUCCUUCCGUCCCUCCGCCCGGCGGCUCGCCCGUCCUCUCCACUGCGCCAUGUCCCCCGCCAUGGUAGCCCGGGGGCUGGCGCUGGCCGCGCUGCUGGUGCUGAGCCCCGCGGGGGCAGCCCGGCAGGCGCGGAGGCCCAACGUGGUGCUCAUCCUCACGGACGACCAGGACGUCUGCCUGGGCGGCAUGACCCCCUUAAAGAAGACCAAUGCUCUUAUUGCUCAGAUGGGAAUAACCUUCCUAAAUGCAUACGUUCCCAGUGCACUUUGCUGUCCCAGUCGAGCUAGCAUUUUAACAGGAAAAUAUCCACACAAUCAUCAUGUUGUCAAUAACACUCUGGAAGGAAACUGUAGCAGCAAGUUAUGGCAGAAGAUUCAAGAACCUUAUACCUUCCCAGCGCUGCUCAAAACUAUGUGUGGUUAUCAAACAUUCUUUGCUGGAAAGUACUUGAAUGAGUACGGAGCAGAGGAUGCAGGGGGAGUAGGUCAUGUCCCUCCUGGAUGGAGUUUUUGGUAUGCUUUGGAGAAAAAUUCAAAGUACUACAACUACACUCUUUCGGUAAAUGGCAAAGCACGAAGACAUGGUGAGAACUACAGCGUAGAUUAUCUGACAGAUGUACUGGCUAACAUGUCAUUGGACUUCUUGGAGUAUAAAUCUAAUUUUGAGCCUUUCUUUAUGAUGAUCUCCACCCCAGCACCACACUCCCCUUGGACAGCUGCUCCACAGUAUGCAAAGAGCUUUCAGAAUGUCAGUGCACCAAGAAACAGCAAUUUUAAUAUUCAUGGAAAGAACAAGCACUGGUUAAUUCGACAAGCAAAAACUCCAAUGACUAACUCUUCAAUACAGUUUCUUGAUGAUGCUUAUAGAAAGCGGUGGCAAACUCUGCUGUCAGUAGACGACCUGAUAGAGAAACUAGUGAAGAAGCUGGAACUAAAUGGAGAGUUAGACAACACGUAUAUCUUUUACACAUCAGACAAUGGCUUCCACACUGGCCAAUUUUCUUUACCAAUAGACAAACGGCAGCUGUAUGAGUUUGACAUCAAAGUUCCAUUGCUAGUUCGAGGACCGGGGAUAAAACCAAAUCAGACAAACAAGAUGCUUGUUGCAAAUAUUGAUUUGGGUCCCACUAUUCUGGAUAUCGCAGGGUAUGACUUGAAUAAGACCCAGAUGGAUGGGAUGUCACUAUUGCCACUGUUGAAAGGAGACAAAAAUGUGACCUGGAGAUCAGACUUCUUGGUGGAGUACCAAGGAGAAGGAUACAAUGGCAGUGAUCCUACCUGUCCUGGCCUAGGACCUGGAGUCACACACUGCUUCCCAGACUGUGUCUGUGAAGAUUCCUAUAACAACACAUAUGCUUGUGUGAGGACCCUGUCGACUACCUGGGACCUGCAGUACUGUGAAUUUGAUGACCGGGAGGUGUUUGUGGAAGUGUAUAACUUGACUGCAGAUCCACACCAGAUCAAUAACAUUGCCAAAACAAUUGAUCAAGAAAUUCUAGAGAAGAUGAACUAUCGAUUAAUGAUGCUGCAGUCCUGUUCAGGAGCAACUUGCCGUACACCAGGUGUCUUUGAUCCCGGGUACAGGUUUGACCCACGUCUCAUGUUCAGCAAUCAUGGUGUUCGGGCUCGGAGGUUUUCUGCACAGCCCUUGUGAGGCAUUUAAAGCCUCUUGGAAUCAGCUCUCACUGACCAGUUUCUCCAGUGACUGCAGCAGGUCUGUCUCUGUAACUUGUUGAUUGCAGCUGGAAGACUGGGCUAUUCAAACCCUGUGUGGAAGAAGACCCCUUGUCUUUAGCUGGUUGCCUUGUGCAAUAUGUAUAUUUUACAGCUGAACUGUAACUUAAUUCUGAAUCAUUAGACACAGCUAAUCUGUCUUGCUCAGAUAGUUGAUUACCACCUUUGUCUUUCAACUACCUUUUCAUAUCACUGACACAGAGGUGAACCUAUGCCUAUGAAUCUGAACAGUUUAUUUUGUUCUAAAAAUCAAUAAAUGCGUAUUUGAGUUGGGUUAGGUAGGCAGGUGCUAUUGCACAGUAAUGCUCACCCAUAUUCAGUGUCAUACUUUGUUAAAAGCUAUGUUUAAUUAUAGGUUUCCUGUAUCAAGCUCAGAGCUGUUAAUGACAAUAGUGAACUAGCCCAAAAUAGCGUAGGAAGGCAUUAGUCAAAACUGUAGCAUCUGACUAGCAAGUGUCUUGUGCAGAAUUAAAAUCCAUGAGCUAAAUUUUCUUUUUCAGUGAGACCACUUCAAAUGAGACCAAUGAAUUUUGUAGGUCAGCUUUGGUAGUUUGCAAACAAGAAUGUAAUUUCAACCUCCUUCUGGUCUGAGAUGCUGGAACACGUUACUAUGUACUACUGAAAAAAACCUCUUAGGGUUUAAUGUAGGCUUCCUAGUGAGUUAAACAAGAGUGUUGAGACUAACAAGUAUUCAAAUAAGUGUGCCUGUGUUUUGAGCUAACUCUUAAGUCUGUUUUAACACAUCAACAGAAGUAAUACUAAAAACAACAAAAAAAAAAAAUCCACAAAAAAAAACCACACCUGGAGCACCACAGAGUUGAUCUGUCUCUAAUCUCCAAAUGUCUUUGAUUGCCUAACAUAUUUUGUUGAUUAUAUUCUUGAAGGUAAAUUAUUUUGAGAGAAAACUAGCUAAAAAGAAAGAAAUUAUCACUCAUUAGAAGUUAGGCUGAGAGGGCUAUUUUAGGCAGUUUAAGUGCUUCAUAGUGUUGCUUUUUGGUUGAGACACAACUACUCAGAGCCUGCAGUAAGUGGCCUUCACACCGAAGGACUGACGUCAGAUGUCUGACUGCAGUACCUUAUUUUGGUUUCCCUUUGGAAGGGUGGUGAUGUCUUUUCAACCUUCUGAUUAGGCUUAUCUGACAUGCAGCCAGCACUUGCAUCUUAACUUGAGUAUCUUUUCUAAAUUUUGAAAACCACCCAAACUUGUAUUGGCAAAUAACUUCUGUAUAGAUUCAUUGGCAAAACACCUUCCAGAAACCCUGAUUUGUCUGUCUUUUGCAAGACAAGUUCAUGUUGCUUGUGGGCAAAUCAACUGUGUUAUCAGGCAAGAUAAUCUUACCAUUGGCAAAGAAAUUGUGGUACAGCUGCUUAGUUUUUAGUUAUUUCAGAUCUUUUACCUAAAUACAAAGCCUGAUGAUCUCAUAUUCUGUCACACAAAACCUACUACUAAGUAAUCAUUAAGUAGGCAACAAAGUGUAACUCUUCCAAAACUGUGAGGUUGCAUACCCUGGUGCACAGAGCCUCAAACUGGAUACAAGCAAUGCUACAAUAAGAUAAGUUCAACUUUCUUGGCUUUUAAUUAUGAAGCACAGAAGUUGUCCUUCAUGUAGCUCACAGUUGUGAAUUUCUGUGGUGGGCUACAGGUUAGACUUUACAUAGAGCUGUUGUGUCUAACUCGUUGUUUUACAUCUCCAGAGUGACCAAAUAUUUGGAGACAAAAAAAAAAUAGCUUGAAAGGUAGCUUUUCAGCUAGAGCAUCUGUAUAAAUGCAGAGGCUUUUGGAUACUCACUCUUUAUAUGCUUUCAAAUACUCAGGACUCUUUUUCCUCCACUACAACUGUAGCUUUAUCUUGUUCUUUGUUUCUCAAGCCUUAGUAUUGCCCAUCAAUAUCCUUCAAACUCUGUUUUGUCUUCAAAAACAAAACCAAAGUUGUUUUCAUAUUCUCAAGCAUUUUCUUGCACACCAAGGUAAACCUGAAGUUAAUUUAUGUAGUAUUUUGCUCAGAUAAUUCUAGCAACUUAGACUUAUUCUUUGUUUAAACUUUAUUUUAGUAGCUGUGUGGAGGCUAGAGUGGAAUACAGUGAUUGCUGCACAUUAAACCCUCAACAGUUCUAUCAAAUCUAGGGCAUAUGUCAAGUUUCUACUUAUGUUUCAGUGCAAGUAAUGUGCAUUAUGUUGCUUCUUAAGAGAAAGAAAUACCUUUAUUAUGGGUACAGGUGUGUAACUCUAACAUGUUUCUUGAAGUGAUCUUAAGCCAUAAAAAAGAAACUUUCUUUUGAACGAUUUACUGUUUGCCUAAUACCUAACAUGAAAGUUGACAGAACUGAUAUAGAUUAUUCAGUAUGUGUGACCUGAUGUUUUACCCAAAUUAACACUCUUGCUGUCUGUGCACACCUGUGAAGCAUUUUGUCUGUAACUAGGCUCAAUGACUUAACACACUCACUGUCAGAGAACCACAUUAUACCUGAAAGCUGUCAUAGGUAGUGAAUGUAUCAAAUUGAAAUUCAGAAUGAAAUUAGUCCUUAACCAAAAAGGUUCAGGAAAGUAUCUGCUUCACUCCCUCUUUUGAUAAAGAUUUAGAACUGUUCAGCAAAAGCAAGUGGUUGAAGGAAGAACAGGAACCAGCAGCUGUCUGCCUUCCAUUGCUGUUAGAGGGAUUUGUCACUUGUCUGGUGCCUGUUUCCAUGAAGCAGUUAAUUCUGGGUGGUUUUACAGCCUUGAAUGAACAGUGUUAGUUCUUAUCCUUGAUGAUUAAAACAAAAUACUAUGAAGGAACUUUGCCUUUUACCCAGAUCUAGUUCCCAACUAAGUGAUUUCAAAACUAAAUGGUCUUCCUGCAUAUUCCAUUUCAUACUGCUGUUUGACCAUGGCUGUAUCUGUACCUUGUUACUGAUGGCAUUUGUGUUAAAUGAAAAGGCCUCAAAGGUACAGAGUUGGGUUUAGGGAAAAUGUGUUGGUUUUUUUGUUUUGUUUUUUGUUUUUUUAAAUCAUUAUUAUCAAAAGCAGAGCUGUGAAUUUUCAUUAUCUGGUAAAGUAGGUACUACACAGGGAGAAAUACAGUUAAUAACUUUGACAUUAUCUUAAACCAAAAAACAUUCACUAUCAUAACUUCAGUGUAAGUGAAUACAGCUUGGUACAUGCUCACCCAGCAUAAGCCCAGUAAAAAUUGGGCUUCUUCAUUCUAUGGACUAAAGCAGGGACAUACCCAUACAACUACACAGCCAAAGCAGGUAUAAUACUUUUUCAAUCAAGUUAAAUUUAAGACUGAUUCUACAAUACAAUACUUCAUCAUAAUGGAACAGUUGUCAUUUAUUGUGAUUCAAGUAAAUGAAUUUUAUUUGUAUUACUCUCUGUAUGUGAGCAUACUUUGCUGUAGCAUGUUGUGAGGAUACUUCUGCUGUUUUAAACAUUUGUUUAGAAAGUGCCCUUCCAGAGGACCCUGUUCACUGCUGCACUUUUGGGGAAAGAAAAAAAUAAACUGCCUAUCAAACUUGC
This is a messenger RNA of Columba livia (rock pigeon), 5339 nucleotides long. It is a transcript of the gene GNS, whose product is annotated as glucosamine (N-acetyl)-6-sulfatase. Gene Ontology annotation, molecular function: glycosaminoglycan binding; N-acetylglucosamine-6-sulfatase activity. NCBI's taxonomy places the organism in Eukaryota, Metazoa, Chordata, Aves, Columbiformes, Columbidae. The record is from RefSeq and is a predicted model, not a curated record. Bases 159 to 1763 code for a protein of 534 amino acids. The transcript has 14 exons. Gene Ontology annotation, biological process: glycosaminoglycan metabolic process.